Molecule: messenger RNA, 952 nt
Organism: Hermetia illucens (black soldier fly)
Lineage: Eukaryota; Metazoa; Arthropoda; Insecta; Diptera; Stratiomyidae
Exons: 2
Coding region: 189-860 (223 amino acids)
Source: RefSeq, a predicted model, not a curated record
AUCGGGGCGGGUCUAGGGUCUGGUGCGUGGCUUUGGUUCGUGGAGAAUUCAUGGAGACCUGAUGAAGGGAGAAAUUUCGAAUUUGAGGUUAAUUCGAAGUGCGUGUACUUGACGGCGAAUUGUUUUGGUUUCGUGCGUUGAGUAGGCUCGCAGUCGAGUAGCCUUGCCGUUGAAUUUGGGUCGGUGAAAUGGCCAAGAACGAGAGUAAGUCGGAGGUGGAAUCAAGCAAGCGGAAAGCGAAGAAGCGUAAGCAGCAAAAUCAGGCAGAGGACCCUCACGAGGAGAAAGUGUUCCUGGAACAAGCCCGCAAGGCAUCAAAACGCAAAUCCGAACCACUCGAAAAAAGUCCCAAGAAGCGAAAGUCCCACCAGAACGACUCCGAGGACAGCGCCAACUCCGACGAUGAAAUCCGGGAACCCACUCAGCAGGAGCUCCACGAAAGUGAAAAGCCAGAAAACACCCUCGACAUCGAAACCAUUCGCCAGAAGAAGCAAAAGUCACACAAGAAGAACCUGAAAAUCAAACAGGACCAGGCCACGCUCAAGGAAUCGGAGCGCAACGACCAAUACUUGACGCGAUGGAAGCAUUCCCGCGAUGAGUGGAAAUUCGAAAAACUACGACAAGUUUCCAUUCAGAAGUCCGUGUUGGAUCCUUCGAAAAUGAGCGAUGAGAUUUUCCCGAUUGCCUUGGAGUAUUUGGCGGGAACAAAGGGCGCAGCGCGCGGUUUAAUGGGGAAAGCAGCCGAGGAAGACAUCAAGAGGCUGGACAAGGAGUUUGGGGAGUCGCCAGAGGCGAAGAAUGAUCCCGUGAAAAUGAGUAGAUAUAAGCGGGCGCGGGAGCUGGUUCAAGUUUUGCAGUAGAUAAAGUAUUUUAAGUUUAAAGUUUUUGACUGUAUUAAUUUUAGUUGUGCAUGAUUUAAAUAUAUUUGGUUAAUUAAAGUUGUUGAACUCGU